ACUUAUCCUUCUUUCCCUAAAAUUUGCAAAGGGAAGAUGGUUAAGUUAUUUCCUCUUAACAAUAUUACUAAGCUCUUUAUCAUCUCUUUCUUAGUACUUGUUCUAGCAAAGCCAAAUGCAGCAAAGAGUGUAGUAAAUUUCGGGGCAAGGCCCGAUGGCCGGACCGACUCAACCCAAGCCUUCCAAAAGGCAUGGUCUUGGGCUUGUAGAUCGACAAGGCCGGUCACACUCAUUAUACCACAUGGAAAAUUUGUGGUCCGACCCAUGUUCUUCAACGGUCCAUGUAGGAAACAGGUCACCUUAAGGAUAAAGGGUACAAUCAUCGGGCCAUCGGAUUACCGGGUUUUGGCCCGGUCAAGUGUAUGGUUAAUGUUUUACAAUAUUAAUGGUCUUGUUAUUAAUGGUGGUACCCUUGAUGCUAGGGGUCACGACUUUUGGUCAUGCAGACAUCGUAUAGGGUAUUGUAACAAUGGAGCACAGUCUAUAUCAUUUGUAUCAUGCAAAAACGUAGUGUUGAAUGGAUUGAAGUCACUGAACAGCCAAAAGAGCCACAUGAGUAUAAAGAACUGCAACAAAAUAAAUCUCAAUCACUUGACACUUAGAGCUCCGAGUGGGAGUCCUAACACUGAUGGCAUUAACGUUCAACACACUAAUCACUUUACCAUUUAUGGUUCACUGAUUAAGACCGGAGAUGAUUGUAUUGCCCUAGGACCUGGCACCCAAAACGCCGUCAUUAAUAAAAUUGCUUGUGGUCCUGGCCAUGGUAUUAGUAUUGGUAGCAUGGGAAACAGCCUACGAGAAUCUGGAGUAGAAAAUGUAUUAGUGUCAAACGUAGGGUUUUGGAAGACAACAAAUGGUGUAAGAAUCAAGUCAUGGGCUAGACCUAGCAACAGUUUUGUCCGUGGCAUCACGUUUCGAAAUCUCAACAUGUACAAUGUUUAUAAUCCUAUCAUUAUUGAUCAAAAAUAUUGUCCAAAUAACCAAUGCCCUCAUCAGAAUUCCGGAGUGAAAAUUAGUAAUAUAAAGUACAUAAAUGUAAAAGGUGUAUCAAGAACCAAAGAAGCAAUAAUAUUUACUUGUAGUCCAAGUAAUCCAUGCACAGGGAUCAAGUUGAAAGAUGUUAGGUUAACUUUUGGGAAUAAACCAGCAAUAUCAAAGUGCAGCUAUGCUCGUGGAAGUAGUCGAGGCAAAGUUACCCCUCGAAGUUGCUUAUAUUAGAACUCAUUUCUUAUGAGUUAAUUACACAUUGUUACUAUAAAUUAAAGAAGCUUGUUUUUAAUAUUUUAGCUUCUUGAUUAAACUUAGCUUAAUUGUAUGUAUAAACUUCAAUGAUUGAUGGCUUAUAUAUAAAUGGAUGUUUUAUUAUUACAUUAGGGCCGGGCUCUGUUUGUUUUAGUUGUAAACAUUUAAUGGAAAACUAUAAUUUUUCAUUGUAACGUUUUUAAUUAAGGGAUAGCAUAAUUGUAAAAAUGAUUUCUCUUAGUUUGUAUGAUUACAAGAAAACUUAUGGAGGAAGAAGUAUAUGAGAGUGUAAAAGAGGAGAUGAAUGAGACUUAUCUAACAAUUUGUUGUAGUCUUGAGGAUGAUUUUCAUCUAAUUGUAUUUGAUAAAUUGAUAAAUUUGCGAUUCCACGCCACAUGCAUAAUAUUUCACCAAUGAAACAAUUUCACUUAAAAAAAGAGAAGCAAAUCCUCCCUCAAAAGAAGAGAACAAAAAUCCUGUCUUUCUAACGAAGAAAAAAAGAUCCUCCUAAAGAUUGAAAGAAAAACUUUGUCUUUCAAGGAAGAAAAACUCAAAAAGUUUAUACAUACAAUUAAGCUAAGUUUAAUCAAUAAGCUAAAAUAAGCAUUAUUGAGUAUGUAGGCUAAAAGAAUAAGCAUCUAACCAAAAAAAAAAAAAAUUGAAUUUGUGAAAAUGAAGAAGAGCCUAAUUAAGGAAUGACUUAGGGCAUGUUCAGCAGUAUUUUUUAUGUAGUUUAAAGGUAUUUUCACCAAGUCAAA
Molecule: messenger RNA, 2000 nt
Organism: Chenopodium quinoa (quinoa)
Lineage: Eukaryota; Viridiplantae; Streptophyta; Magnoliopsida; Caryophyllales; Amaranthaceae
Product: polygalacturonase-like
Exons: 4
Coding region: 37-1218 (393 amino acids)
Biological process (GO): carbohydrate metabolic process
Molecular function (GO): polygalacturonase activity
Source: RefSeq, a predicted model, not a curated record